AAAAUGUUUUAAUUUUUUUUAACAAGAUUUAAGUAUAUUUUUGAUCACGUAUUCGGAAUUUUCAAGAUGGCGGCCAUUAUUUCGAACAUUCGUAUUUAUUAUAGCUGUACAUUUUAUUAAAAUGUGAAGAUUAGACAUAUUAAUAUUCAUUUAAUGAUGAGAACAUUUAGAAGAAUAGUUUACAAAAAUGUACUGGUCCUACACUCGUGAAGUUAAUGAUCUUUGAUUUAUGGCUUAUUUAUAAGGUUAGACAAAUUUGCCGACACAGUUUUGAAGUAUCACAUACAUUAUUACGAAUUAUUAUUUUUUUAGCAAUUAGUACAGGAAUAUUAUUUAUAUGUAUACACUUGAAUGCCAAUAUUAAUUCAACUACUUGUGAAAAAUACAUUACAAGAAAAGAAUCGAAGGAACAUAAUAAUAGAAUUCUUACUAUUUCUGAUCAUUCUAAAGUCGAAACGGUAUUAUUAAAAGAAGAAAUAUCAAAGUUAAAAAUGAAGGCUUUUAAUCUCGACAAGAUGAUUCAAAAAAUGAAUAUAGAAUUGAGCAACGUUCAGAUGUCCUCGAAAAAAACACAUUUAGAAAUGGCUGAUUUUGUCUCGGAGUCAGUUGGUGGGUCAGUGAUAUCAACGCCAGAUACGGAAUCAUAUUUUGAAUCGAAAAAUACUCAAUUUCAUAUUUUCGGCAUUCCAAUAUGGCGGCCGAAUUAUUUCACGCCGCGAAAAGUAAUACAGCCUUGGAGUCAAGCAGGCGAAUGUUGGGCAUUCCAUGGUUCUCAUGGGAAAAUUGUAUUAGAAUUGGCUGUUCUAGCUACCAUAAGUCACGUGACUAUGGAACACAUACCAGUUAGUAUAUCCUUAACGGGAAAAAUAGAUUCGGCGCCAAGAAAAUUUAUUUUAUUUGGUUAUUACAAAGAUCAAUACAUAUUAAUAGAUACUUUUGAGUACAAUAUUCAUGGAUCAUCAACGCAAACAUUUCUCAUCACCAAACGUGAAAUAUUAAGUGUUCCUUUUAAAAGAGUCAUGUUAGAAAUACUAUCAAAUUGGGGUAAUGAAAAAUACACGUGUAUAUAUCGAUUUAGGAUACAUGGUAAAUCUUAUGAAUAAAAUUAUAAACU
Molecule: messenger RNA, 1114 nt
Organism: Polistes dominula (European paper wasp)
Lineage: Eukaryota; Metazoa; Arthropoda; Insecta; Hymenoptera; Vespidae
Product: SUN domain-containing protein 1
Cellular component (GO): nuclear envelope; meiotic nuclear membrane microtubule tethering complex
Molecular function (GO): protein-membrane adaptor activity
Source: RefSeq, a predicted model, not a curated record